Messenger RNA from Adineta ricciae, 423 nucleotides. The record is from the annotation of a GenBank genome assembly. NCBI's taxonomy places the organism in Eukaryota, Metazoa, Rotifera, Eurotatoria, Adinetida, Adinetidae.
AUGACGACUCUCACCAUCUAUUUUGCUUUCUCGGCCCCACCAUCUCAACCAUCGUCAUCAGCAAGGCCACUUCAAUCAUUUCGAACUAUUUCGAAUCCAAUCAAAACAAAACCGAGACCACUACCAUUAACAAACAUAGAAUUAGCCGAUACUUCAUCAACAAUGUCAACACCUCAAACACGACAACCAUCAUUCAAGAGAACGAAAACAUUUUUCGAAAGAUUUAAUCAUCCAUCGCCUACAGCGAUGUCACAACUACAAACUGAUCCAGCCCACCCAUUGAGCGAACCGCAUGCUCGUCUGCGAAGACGGUUUACAUUUCGUCGUAGUUUACGACACGCUCAUCAGAACAAAAGAGUAGAUAUUGAUGAUAACAUAAGGUUGGUUUGGCAGAUUUCUUCUUCUUAUUGCGAAUCUCGUUGA